AUGCCGGUCUACAGUUCCCAGGGCACUGAGUGCGGGAUUCGCACCUUUCGGCUGCGAGCAGAGCCAGCGAGCAGAGCCACGCAGUUCCUUAGCCUCAGCAUGGCCCUGGACGACAACUUCGACUUCGUGUUCAAGGUCAUUCUCAUCGGGGACUCUGGCGUGGGCAAGACGAGCGUGUUGCAGCACUUUGCCUCCGGGGUCUACAGCGAUGACCAGAAUAACACAGUCAACAUGGACUUCAUCUUGCGUUCCCUGGACAUCGACGGCAAGAAAGUGAAGAUGCAGCUGUGGGACACGGCGGGCCAGGAGCGCUACCGGGCCAUCACAAAGAACUACUACCGUGAGGUGGACGCGGCCAUCAUCGCCUACGACAUCACACGGCGCUCCUCCUUCGAGUCUGUUCCGGACUGGAUUGACGAUGUGAAGGAGUACGGAGACACCGACACGGUCAUCAUGCUGAUGGGGACCAAGUCUGACCAGUGGGAGAAGCGUCAGGUGCUGUUCGAGGAAGCCUGCGCAAUGGCGGAGAAGCACGGCCUCCUGGCGGCGCUCGAGACCUCGGCCAAGGAGUCCAGGAACAUCAACGAGGCCUUCCAGUUCAUGGCCAAGGCACUGAUCGCCCGCAACAGCCAGCCCGCCCUGAGCAGCGUCUUCUACUCCAAGACCAUUGUGAUGGCCGCCUGCGGCCAGGGCUCCCAGGGGUCCGGAGCUGCUUGCCACUCGCCUUCCCCCUCCGAGGAGGGCCGAGACCCUCUGCUGGCCUCCCGGGCACAGCCAGACUGGACAGAACAGGUCUACAGUUCCCAGGGCACCGAGCGCGGGAUUCGCACCAUUCGGCUGCGGGAAGGUGAGCGCACAGGCCGGUUGCGGGGGUAG
Sorex araneus (European shrew) is the source of this 876-nucleotide messenger RNA. RefSeq names its product ras-related protein Rab-19-like. Gene Ontology annotation, molecular function: GTP binding; GTPase activity. Gene Ontology annotation, cellular component: trans-Golgi network. Lineage: Eukaryota; Metazoa; Chordata; Mammalia; Eulipotyphla; Soricidae. The record is from RefSeq and is a predicted model, not a curated record. The transcript has 7 exons. Bases 1 to 876 code for a protein of 291 amino acids.